Molecule: messenger RNA, 1841 nt
Organism: Sphaeramia orbicularis (orbiculate cardinalfish)
Lineage: Eukaryota; Metazoa; Chordata; Actinopteri; Kurtiformes; Apogonidae
Product: ephrin-B2a-like
Exons: 5
Coding region: 254-1267 (337 amino acids)
Biological process (GO): blood vessel morphogenesis; axon guidance; ephrin receptor signaling pathway
Cellular component (GO): plasma membrane
Molecular function (GO): ephrin receptor binding
Source: RefSeq, a predicted model, not a curated record
AGCUGAUGACUGACUGAAAUACUCCUCACAAUCUCUGUCCUCAAUACAUGGAUUUCGUCACAGGAAUGAUUUUCUAGUCAAUUACGCACAAUGUGGAAAAUUUCAUACAAGUGCAGAGGGAAGACUCACAACUUGUUUGGAUUUUUCUCAGGAAUGUGUCCUCUGCGCGCACCGGGAGUCACUGGGGACAUGCAGAGGCACCAGAUUUGGUCCUGCUUUGACUCAGUUUUAUGAUACCGAGCCGCCCGUUUACAUGCGAUUUAUUCCUGUGAUGGGGAGAAGAAUCACAUGGAGCUGCGGUUCCGUGAUCCUGCUGGUCAUCAUUUGCUCAUGUCGUGCCAUCACUCUGGAGUCCAUCCACUGGAGCAGCUCCAAUAAACAAUUCGUUCCAGGAAAGGGACUAGUCCUCUAUCCUCAGAUUGGGGACAAGAUGGACAUUGUGUGUCCCCGGGCAGACACCACCUCCAGGGAAACGGAGGAGUUUUACCGAGUGUACCUGGUCUCCAGACGUCAGAUGGAGAGCUGCACCAUUGACAAGACGGAUACACCCUUACUGAACUGUGACAAACCUCACCGGGACGUUAAGUUCACAUUCAAGUUCCAGGAGUUCAGCCCAAACCUCUGGGGUUUGGAGUUCCUCAAAGGGAGGGAUUAUUAUAUCACCUCCACUUCUAUUGGUUCUCUGCAAGGUCUGGAUAACACUAAUGGAGGAGUGUGCAGAACCAAAUCCAUGAAGCUUGUGUUGAGAGUUGGCCAGAGUCCUUCAGACCCACCUUCAACACUGCAGGAGUCACCCACUAGAUUUCCACCCACACGACCAAAGUCCAAGGCCAAGGAUCCUUCCACGAAACAGACAGAUGUUAAAAGCAAAUCUGACGCGAGCUCAGAAACGGGACAAACAAACCCCAGUGGCAACGGGGGCUCUGAGCCAGGACCGCUCAUGUGGGUUGUCUCCGGCUGUGUGAUCCUCCUUCUGGUCAUCAUAAUUCUCAUUGUCCUGUUGUGGAGGUACCGCCGUCGUCGCUGUGUCCCAGAUAGCCAGCAGUCGGCCUCCGUGUCCCUCAACACUUUGGCUGUACCGAAACGGGACAGCAUCAGCAGUGACAACAUGGGCUCAGACCGCAGCGAUGUUGUCUUUCCUCUGAGAGCUUCGGACAGCAUGAUCUGCCGUCAUUAUGAGCGUACGACCAGUGACUAUGGCCCCCCUGUGUACAUAGUUCAGGAAAUAACACCCCAGAGCGCCACAAACAUCUACUACAAAGUCUAAAAUUUGCUGAAGUAGUGCCAUUUUUCUAAAAAAAAAAAAAAAACAACUAUAUUAAUCCUAAAUUUUGACUUUUAAGGAAGAUGCUUAGGUCACUUCCAUAAAGGCACAGUUUAAUGAUUUGUUUUAAGUGUGACCAACCUUUUGGAGAGCUGUAUUACAUAAAUAAUAAGUUUAUUACAGACAACCAAGUGCAUAAAAUAUUAUUGUUUCUUUGACAUUUUUUCUAGUGAAAAGACAAUCAAAGAAUCAUCAGAUCUUAUAAAAUACUUGUGUCCUUUAUCUUUGGUUUUUUGUUUUUUUUUUUGGUUUGUUUUUUUUAAGAGGAAAAUGUAUUUAGUUGUCACUUAAUAUGGCAUCAUACUGUUUGUACAGUAAAAACGUAGCAUAGAUACUUUAAGGAGAAAUCUGCGAAAUAUACAGGACAACACACUAAAUUUGUUAGCACUUAAACAUUUGUUGAUGCUGAUUUUUGUGUUUUAAUCUGUGUGUUUGAAAUGCUAUUUAUUGAUUUGUUGAGCUGUGAUUUUUAAUAAUUUUGUGUUUCAUAUUGAAGUAAAUCAAUCUAAACAAGUCA